AUGAGUAUUGCUAAGGAGAAUAUUUCCCCAUCCAACACUCCAGUCAGCAAAUCACCACGUAGAAAUGGAGCUGCUAGCCGUACACAGACAAAGAAGUGGUCUCUUGAUGAUUUUGAGAUCGGUCGCCCACUUGGAACAGGUAAAUUCGGACGUGUAUACUUAGCUCGUGAGGCCAAGUCAAAGUUUAUUGUUGGUAUCAAGGUUCUCAAUAAGGCUCAGCUUCAAAAGGCUUCAAUUGAGCACCAGCUUCGUCGUGAAAUCGAAAUUCAGUCCCAUCUUCGUCAUCCAAACAUUAUCCGUCUCUAUGGAUACUUCUACGAUGCUACAAGAAUUUGCCUUAUCAUUGAGUACGCAGCUCGUGGUGAGCUUUUCUCAAUUCUUAGAGAUGCAGGCAGAUUCGACGAACAUACAGCAGCUGAAUAUAUCGUUCAGAUGUGCGAUGCUAUUGAUUACUGCCAUUCAAAGCAUAUCAUUCACCGUGAUAUCAAGCCAGAAAAUAUCCUUGUCGGCUUAAACGGAGAGUUGAAGAUUGCAGACUUCGGCUGGUCUGUUCAUGCUCCAACAUCCCGCCGUACAACACUUUGCGGAACACUUGAUUAUCUUCCACCAGAAAUGAUUGAAGGUCAUGAUCAUGAUAAGUCUGUUGAUAUUUGGACCCUUGGUGUUCUUUUAUACGAAUUCUUGGUUGGUGAACCACCGUUCGAGACUGAUUCUCAGCGCAACACAUGCCGCCGUAUCAUCAAUGUCGAUAUUCGCUUCCCAUCAUUCGUUACACCACUUGCUCGUGAUUUGAUCUUGCGCUUAUUGCAAAAGGAUCCAGCUAAGAGAAUGCCACUCAACCAGGUCCGUUCCCACCCAUGGAUCGUUCAGCAACUCGGUCCUGCUCCAAAGUAA
This is a messenger RNA of Trichomonas vaginalis G3, 894 nucleotides long. RefSeq names its product serine/threonine-protein kinase IAL-related family. The record is from RefSeq and is a predicted model, not a curated record. Gene Ontology annotation, biological process: regulation of cytokinesis; mitotic spindle organization; protein phosphorylation. Gene Ontology annotation, molecular function: protein kinase activity; ATP binding. Gene Ontology annotation, cellular component: spindle microtubule; spindle midzone; spindle pole centrosome. Lineage: Eukaryota; Parabasalia; Trichomonadida; Trichomonadidae. The transcript has a single exon. Bases 1 to 894 code for a protein of 297 amino acids.